Molecule: messenger RNA, 201 nt
Organism: Suillus discolor
Lineage: Eukaryota; Fungi; Basidiomycota; Agaricomycetes; Boletales; Suillaceae
Exons: 1
Source: RefSeq, a predicted model, not a curated record
UUGACCUCAUCAACAGUUUCUCAAUCAUCUGCCGGACCUUGGGAAAAGCUGUCCCGUGUCGCUGUCCUGGGUGCUGAAUACGACUCUCCUGAACGCCAGCCUCAUCCGAAAUGUUUGGAAGGAACCCGAGUGGACCUUCUCCAAUUCAUCCACGGAUUAUUGGACAAGCAAGAGAAGAGUCAAAUUGUUUGGCUGCAUGGC